AUGGAGAGCAUCAAGGAAUACAAGGGCAGCAAGAUUACGUCGGAGGAUAUCAAUAAGCUACUGAGGGAGGCGGCCCGCAACAUAGAGGAGAAGACAAGCAGGGAGAAACGUGCAGAGGAGGAGAUGAGGAAAAGCGGAAACGACAAGGCAAAUAACAACAAAGGACAUAGCAGGAAAAGGGAAGCGGAGCGGGGCGAGGGUUCAGCCGGAGAGCCAAAAAAGGGAAGAGGACUUGAGGAUAAACGGGAAGAGGAGGAAGAGCUUGCUCUAAUGGAGGCGGUCGAGGCAGCGGAAGCCUCCAUGUGCGAACUAGAAGAGGAUAUGGAAUGGGAGGAUGAAUUCAACCAAGGCUGGACAGAGCCUAUAGGAAGCUCAACGCCGCAAACGAGCGAGUACGAAGAAACGAAAAGGGGAAAAGGCGAGCAAGGUAAGGCAAAAAGGAAGCUGCCGCUGGUCUUAGAGGACAGAAUAGUCGGUGCUAAAAGUGAAGAUUUGAAGCUGCAACCAGUAGUUAAGCUGGCCCGACUAGCAGGGGAGGAAGGAAGAAAUGGAGGAAAGAACGGGAACAAGAAGAGUGAAGGACAACAGAGCCAAAAGGAGGGGAAGAAAGAAGGAGAUGAAACAGGGAGCGGACGAGACGAGGAGGAGCACGAAAUUUGGAAAAUAGUAAAGAAGGUAAGAGAAGAGAAAAGAAGGAUGGAGGAGAAGCGCAAGGAGCAGAAGAGCAGCGGAGAAGGGGGUCAAGCUGACGAGAGGAAAAAUGGAGGCGAAAACGGAGGGAACAAAGACAGGGUGAGGACAGGCGCGAAAGAAAGGAGGGAGGAGACAAGAAGCGAGGAGCUACCAAGAAAGGAAGGAUUGAACAAGGGCAAAAGGGGUGAAGGAUACAGGAGUGAUGUAGUCAUCUUGGUGCAAUACCCGAGAGAGGAGGUGGACUACUGGAGUGCCAUCAGAUGGCUCAAAACAAAGAUACACACCUUCACGGAAGGACUCAAGGAAAUAAGGGAAACAAGGAAAGGAGAUAUUAUUAUUAUUCUGCAGAGAGGUAAGGUGGGCAGCACAAACACCGGCAAGGAAUGCGCUGAAGCAAUUAACAGGGAAGGUAAUGGAAAGUGGAUAGCGCAGAUUCACACUGAUAGAGUUGAGGUGGCAGUAAAGAUCUCUGACCCGGACCUAGAGAGGGAUGAACUCAUGGAGGCAUUCAAGAAAGGCGGACUGGAAGAUCUGGUGGAGAAAGGAAAAAUCUGCUUUAAACACAUAGGGGGCAGACAAGGAACAUGCCACCGCACCGCCUUUCUUGAAUGCACCAGAGCGGCAGCAAAGCGACUCACGCAGGAGAAAAGUCUAAGAACCAAGUGGCAGGAACUCAGACUCUACUUCCCAAGAAGGAAGCAGGAAGAAAGCGCGAGAGGGAAAGAUAGGACAAGAGGGAACGAAGCGCGCGAAAACAGUGAGAAACGGCAGCCCAAACCCGGAACCAGCAAGGAUCCUUGGUGA
Megachile rotundata (alfalfa leafcutting bee) is the source of this 1497-nucleotide messenger RNA. Its product is annotated as golgin subfamily A member 6-like protein 22. Lineage: Eukaryota; Metazoa; Arthropoda; Insecta; Hymenoptera; Megachilidae. The record is from RefSeq and is a predicted model, not a curated record.